Messenger RNA from Periophthalmus magnuspinnatus, 3942 nucleotides. RefSeq lists its product as uncharacterized. Bases 511 to 3627 code for a protein of 1038 amino acids. Gene Ontology annotation, cellular component: nucleus. The transcript has 9 exons. The record is from RefSeq and is a predicted model, not a curated record. NCBI's taxonomy places the organism in Eukaryota, Metazoa, Chordata, Actinopteri, Gobiiformes, Gobiidae.
AUAAUUUAUGCCCUACUUUGUGCCAGUUUUCUGUUCAUCCAAAAGAACAAUGAAAGUGGAAAAUUGAGAGUCGAGGUAUGUCCACGGGGAUGAUAUAUUUAGUAAGAUAUAUACUUUACAGGCCAGUGGAGUUGCUGCAUUCGUUGGUCUGGUUUGCGGUUUGUCCCGAUGCAGUUGCCGUACUUUCGGGAAGUGCGAUUGUUUACGGAAUUCAGAGAGUAAUCGUUGAGAAGAACGCAAAUCCUGCUGUAAAAACACUUUAUAGAGAUGGAAAACUUAAUUUAGAUAGAAAACCCUUCCAGUAAUUGAUUUGUAGUAUUGUCUGUAUAUGUGAGAUUGUAUUUUUCCGUGUGAACUCUUAGGAAGACGCGCCUGUUUCAAGGCAAGUCGCAGGUCUACUUAAGCUAAUAGUUACAUUGCUAAAUUAUUACAUGCGUUUUUGCCUCAGGAUUAAGUUUUGGGGUUCAAUUUUAAAGUUUAGCUAUAGUGAGCUGUUUCCUAUGAUAUAUUAUGGCGGGGACAAUUGUAGCCUUUCAGUCCCAGCUUUCUGGGGUGAUGGAAGCUGUGUUUAAAGCUGCAAUGUUUGAGAUCACUCGUUUGGUGGAGGACUCUUUUUUAGAAGAGGUCACCCGCUGCAGAGAACAGGUGAAGACACUGCAAAGAAAGCUCAAAUUGACUGAGACUCGAAGGAAGCAAAGAGUGGCAGACACCAACCAGAGAUGUGCCAACUGCAGGGGCACAAGAGCUGGGCAGCAGUCGUCAAGUGAGCAGACCGCGGAAGUGCAGACAGAAUCACUUGUCAAACAGGAAAGUGAAAUGUCAGAAGACGUGAACAGCCCUCAGGCAGAAGAGGAAGUAAAAUGUGAUGUAAAAAACUCUCCCAAAGCUGCCCCGUCCACAUGUGCCCAAAGUAAAAAACUAAAGAGAGGGAAAAGGUCCUCCGAUCUUCAGGACGUGUCAAAGUGUGUUAUGAAAAGAGACAGCAGUGAUGAUGAACCCAGCAUUCCUGGAUCAAGCAGCCAGUUGAGUGACCCUAAAUAUCAACUCAAUUGGGAAGCUAACUUUGAACAGAAACAGUCUGAACAAAAUGGCGAAACAGACUAUUCAUCUGAUCCUUUGUUUCAAAACCGUUAUGACAUGGACAACUUGAACAACUCGAGCUAUGAAGAUACUAAUGCUACUGGCAUAGAUGCCGAGGAUGACGACCUUGUAUAUAUGGGCCAAUAUGAAGACAAAGCAGAUGACCCUCAAACAUGUCAGACAGAUGAAAGCAAAGAAAAUGAUGGGACCUGGUCUUCCCCUACUGAAGACAUCGACUGUUUACUAAUAAAUGAGGAAGGGCACCUACAAAAUCCAGACAAUGUAAAUUGUGAUCAUGUGGAUUCAGACCAAAAUGUAAGGGAUGAGUUUAACUGUGGUGAUAAUAUGUCUUCAGAUAGAACAAAUGACAUGCUCGAGGAAACAAAUACCAUCACGGAUAUAUCUCAUAUGAUUGAGAUGUUGCAACAACAGACAAUGGAAAAUGGACUACAUACGUGUAACUUGUGCCUUGCUACUUUCCCUGACUCAGCUACUCUGAAGGCACACAAGCAGACGCACAAAGAGCCAGAGAAAGGCCUUCCAUAUUUAUGCAACCAGCGUCGUAAAACAUUCACCCGCAACUGUAACCUCAAAAGUCAAGGGCCACAUCUUUGUGGUCACUGCGGUAAGGCUUUUCCAUCUUUGUUCAAGUUACAGAAACACAAAUGUGAACAUAUGGGGGACAAGCCAUACAGUUGUGCAGUUUGUGGGAACAAGUUUAGUCGUCUUUGGAAUCUAAAGUUGCAUCAGAGAAUACACACACAAGAGAAGCCUCAUCAUUGCUCUAUGUGUGAUAAAAGCUUCACUCGGGCAGACAUUUUGAAGGUACACGAGCGAACACACACAGGAGAACGGCCAUACUGCUGCCUCGUUUGUGGACUCAGCUUUAAAAGGCUUGACCAUCUGAAAUCCCAUCAGCGAAAACAUGUGCCCGAUCAUAUGACACAUCGAGCAAAUGUUUACAAUUUAGACGUUCUCGUACUCAUCUACUACCACGCGUUUUUGUUAUUGCACGUUUAUUACCAAAGGGACCGUGUCAUGGCGGACAUAGACGCCCUCAUAGUGAGUUUCCAGACUCAGCUGUCAGAUGUGAUGGAGACUGUGGUGAAGACGGCCAUGUACGAGGUGACCCGGCUGGUGGAGGACAGUCUGUUACAGGAGCUGAAGGCGAGGGGCCAGGAGGUAGAGAGGCUGAGGGCACAGCUGCAGAGAACUGAGAAACAACUCAAUGGUCAAGGAGCCAAGGAAGAACCGAGGACUGAGAAGUGUGCUGAAGCCAUAAAGGAUGAAGAGGAAAAGCAGAAAGAACACACCGAUUUUCUUAAUGGAGGCCAUGAGGUAGAUGACAGAAGCAACCAUGCAAGUAAAUCUGGGCUAAUACAUGAACUGGAAAAGACAGCUGCUUCUUUUAGCCCAGUUUGGGCACCACAGGUUAAUGCAACAGACUCUAUAAAACUAAUUGACAACAUAAUGAAAGAAGCAGUUGAGCCAAAGUCCUGUUCGUCUUUGACUUUGGAGGAGUGGAGAGUUACUCUUGGUGAGGUACGUUCAGAUUGCCAAAGUACAAGUGCAAGGACUGAGGUGCAAGACAAUGAUAAAGAGUUAUUGAGGAACAUUGUCCAACAAAACAUAGACCCACAAAUAUGUGCUACAUAUGUGGUUCCUUAUGGACAACAGGAGACAAAUGCAGCUACGCACAGUAGCAAGAAUACCAACUGGCUUAAAAUGGCUGCUACAGCUGAAAAUGAUUGUGAAGCCAAAAGUUCACAAACAACAAAGUUGGAGUCUAAUGCAAAGGUUACCCCUGGAUCCCUGCAGCCAAGCUGUAAUGUUUUUGGUGUAGCUAUAAAACAGGAGGUCAUUGUUGAUUCGGAGCAGGUGCAGACAGACACUGUAAACAAAGCAAUGCCCAACUCUGAGCAUUCAACUUUGCCAAAACAACACAUUGUCAGAACAGGAACGCCAAAACAAAACCGCAUUUCUCAUAAGUCAUUUGUUCAAGUUUUAAAGGCUAAAGGAAGUUCAAGUUUCAGAUCGAAUGCGCUCCAGCGGUCCAUUAAAAGACCUUCAACCAUUCAAGCAAAUGGCAGCACCACACCAGUCAAUGUAGCACACUCACAGGGUGUAAGCCCCGCCCCUUCCCAUUUAUCCCUGUCUGUUCAGAGAGCUCAUUUAGGGGACAAACACGUUGUUAGCCGCACUGGUGCCCCCUGGAUCAACAUCAAACAGUCUUCAAGUUCCCUCCACACAAACCCUUCUCUUAAUUUAAACUCACACCUGGAUGGUCCCAGGCCAAUAUUUCGCUGUGGACAAUGCGGCAAAUGCUUCCCUCAUCCCAGUAACCUGAAGUCCCACCUGCUGACACACACAGGGGAGCGUCCCUUCUGCUGUGCUCUGUGUGGUCGCACUUUCACCAAGCUGAGUAACCUUAAAGCUCACCGCCGUGUUCACACCGGAGAGAGGCCGUACAGCUGUGCAUCCUGCGGCAAACGCUUCACUCAGAACUGUAAUCUCAAGCGACAUCAGAGGAUUCAUCUAGAUGCAUGACAGCGUAUUUAGAGUAUAUUUAGAAAAUGUGCUAUUUUUGUGACAUUGUUAUACAGGUAUUUGUGUUUGUUUUGAAGAGUUGCACACCAAAUACAUUUCCAUAUACACCCUCUGCAACAAAGAUGGAGUAGACAAUAGACACGCUGCAACUCUGGCCAAUCAUGGCUUUACACUUCUACAAACAAAAUCUUCUUUUGAUUGGUUUUGGUUUUGUUUAAUCAGUAGUAAGAAAGCCUGUGUGCAUAUGGUCAGAAAUGUUAGCAGAAAGCUAGAAAAUUGUACACUGUUAAAAAACCUUUUAAACUGUGUUUUAGA